Molecule: messenger RNA, 6686 nt
Organism: Sceloporus undulatus (fence lizard)
Lineage: Eukaryota; Metazoa; Chordata; Lepidosauria; Squamata; Phrynosomatidae
Gene: INO80
Product: INO80 complex ATPase subunit
Exons: 37
Coding region: 242-4912 (1556 amino acids)
Biological process (GO): DNA-templated transcription; DNA repair; chromatin remodeling
Cellular component (GO): nucleus; Ino80 complex
Molecular function (GO): DNA binding; ATP hydrolysis activity; ATP binding
Source: RefSeq, a predicted model, not a curated record
GGCAGCGCGGCAGGAGACUCGCAGCGCAGGCCCCGCGGCGGGAGGAGAGCGCGCCCAGGGAGACUCGGAGCCACGCCGGGCCCAAGGCGCGCCCCGCAUCCGGUGCAAUGGCUAGACCUGUUUGGCUUACAUCACAUGAACCAAGAUUACCCCAGACUACAUCUAAUUCUCCAGAUAGGGAAAGAUCGCUAAGGCUGGCUGUGCGUUAGGAGACAUCUUUGCAUGAGGAGAGGUUUGUUCUAUGGCCUCAGAGCUGGGUGCAGGAGAGGAUGGCAACUGCACAGAGCUGGCAACGCCCCUCUAUCUGCGAUAUCUGGAGAAAGCUCUUCGAUUGGAUAAUUUUUUACGACAGACAUCUGCAGUAUUCAACAGGAGCGUAUCCAGUGAUGAAAGUGAAGAUGGAUUGGAUGACAAUCCUCUGCUUCCUCAGCCUGGGGGUCCCUUGAUGCAGGUUAAAGAAGAACCUACAAGUUCCCUGCUUGGGGAAGGUUCUGGAGCAGGAGGAAGUUCUGGAAUAUUAAACACACAUUCUCUAAAUGGAGUGUUACAAUCUGAGCCAAAAACAGAAAAAGGGAGCUUAUAUAACUUUUCCAAAUUGAAGAAAAGCAGAAAAUGGCUAAAAAGCAUUCUAUUGAGUGAUGAUUCCAGUGACAGUGAAUCAGCAACUGAUGAGGAUGUGGAAGAGGGAGAGGAGUUUACUCUUUCUAGGGAAGAGCUUCACAAUAUGCUGCGAUUGCACAAGUACAAGAAAUCACAUCAAAGUAAAUAUAGCAAAGACAAAGAGUUACAGCAGUACCAGUAUUACAGCGCAGGUUUGCUUUCCACAUAUGAUCCUUACUAUGAACAACAGAGACAUCUCAUAGGACCCAAGAAAAAGAAGUUUAAAGAAGAAAAAAAAUUAAAGGCAAAAUUGAAAAAGGUGAAAAAAAAGAAGAGACGGGAUGAAGAAAUAUCCUCUGAGGAGUCUCCACGACGUCAUCACCAUCAAACCAAAGUUUUUGCCAAGUUCUCUCAUGAUACCCCACCUCCAGGGUCCAAGAAAAAGCAUUUAUCCAUUGAACAGUUGAAUGCUCGCCGCCGAAAAGUAUGGUUGAGCAUUGCUAAAAAGGAACUGCCAAAGGCAUACAAACAAAAAGUCUCUGCCCGAAACCUGUUCUUAAGCAACAGCAGAAAGCUGGCUCACCAGUGUAUGAGAGAGGUGCGUCGAGCAGCUAUCCAAGCCCAAAAGAAUUGCAAGGAGACGCUACCUAGGGCACGACGCCUUACAAAAGAGAUGCUUCUUUACUGGAAGAAAUAUGAGAAAGUGGAGAAAGAACAUCGCAAAAGAGCAGAGAAGGAGGCACUAGAGCAACGCAAAUUGGAUGAAGAGAUGAGAGAGGCUAAGAGACAGCAGAGAAAACUUAACUUCCUGAUCACGCAAACGGAGUUGUAUGCCCAUUUCAUGAGCCGCAAACGAGAUAUAGGACACGAUGGAAUCCAGGAGGAAAUCUUAAGAAAACUUGAAGACACUUCUAUCCAAAGGCAGAUUGAUAUUGGCGGUGGUGUUGUUGUCAACAUCACCCAAGAGGAUUAUGAUAGUAACUACUACAAGGGUCAGGCUCUGAAGAAUGCUGAAGAUGCCUUCCGGAUUCAUCAAGCCCAGACCAGAUCAUUUGAUGAAGAUGCUAAAGAGAGUCGGGCAGCAGCACUUCGUGCUGCCAACAAAUCUGGCACUGGCUUUGGAGAGAGCUACAGCCUUGCCAACCCAUCUAUCCGGGCAGGAGAAGACAUUCCACAGCCUACCAUUUUCAAUGGUAAACUAAAAGGUUACCAAUUGAAAGGCAUGAAUUGGUUAGCCAAUCUUUAUGAGCAGGGCAUUAAUGGAAUCCUGGCAGAUGAAAUGGGUCUGGGUAAAACAGUGCAAAGUAUUGCCUUGUUAGCACAUCUAGCUGAAAGAGAAAACAUUUGGGGACCGUUUUUAAUCAUUUCACCAGCUUCCACGCUAAAUAACUGGCAUCAGGAGUUUGCCAGAUUUGUUCCUAAGUUUAAGGUGCUACCUUACUGGGGAAAUCCACAUGACCGAAAAGUGAUCAGGAAAUUUUGGAGUCAGAAGACUUUGUAUACCCAAGAUGCCCCUUUUCAUGUUGUGAUCACCAGUUAUCAGCUUGUAGUCCAAGAUGUGAAGUAUUUUCAACGGGUUAAGUGGCAAUAUAUGGUGCUCGAUGAGGCACAAGCACUCAAGAGUAGCUCCAGCGUCCGUUGGAAAAUUUUACUCCAAUUCCAGUGCCGAAAUCGACUGCUUCUAACUGGAACACCCAUCCAAAAUACCAUGGCUGAGCUGUGGGCUUUGCUCCAUUUCAUUAUGCCGACAUUGUUUGACUCCCAUGAGGAAUUCAAUGAGUGGUUUUCUAAAGAUAUUGAAAGCCAUGCGGAGAAUAAAUCUGCAAUUGAUGAGAAUCAACUAUCUCGCUUGCACAUGAUCCUGAAACCUUUUAUGCUGAGGAGAAUCAAGAAGGAUGUGGAAAACGAGUUGUCAGACAAGAUUGAGAUUCUCAUGUAUUGCCCACAGACUAGUCGGCAAAAAUUGCUUUAUCAAGCUUUGAAGAACAAAAUUUCCAUUGAUGAUCUUUUACAAUCCUCCAUGGGGACCACCCAGCAAGCACAGAAUACUACUAGUAGCCUCAUGAAUCUAGUCAUGCAGUUCAGGAAGGUCUGCAAUCAUCCAGAACUCUUUGAACGACAAGAAACAUGGUCUCCAUUUCACAUUUCACUAAAGCCAUACCAGAUUUCAAAAUUUCUUUACCGUAAUGGGCAGAUCAGGGUAUAUAACCACUCACGCGACAGGUGGUUGCAAUUUUUACUUUCUCCUUUUGCACCGGACCACAUCCAGAAAUCUCUCUUCCAUAGGAAGGGUAAUGAGAAAGAGAGUUGUUUCUCUUUCCUGAGGUUUAUUGAUGUUUCUCCAUCAGAGAUGGCAAGCCUUAUGCAUAAGGGCCAUUUGGCCAGAUGGUUAGCUCUUUUCCUGUCUCUGAAAGCCACCUACAGGCUCCACCAUGUUCGCUUUUGGAGAGAGUUGGAAGAAGAAGACCAGCAUAAGUCUCCAUGUCUGAAGAACAAAGAUUUCUUGCUGGAUGUCAAUUUUCCACUCUCCCCUCAGAACUUGCACAGCUGCACUUUGCUGCAAAACCUUGUAUUCACAAGCCACUGUAAAGCAGUAAUUGGCUACUCUGAUUACAUCAUUCAUCAACGAUCAGCUACCUCAUGGAAACAGUGUUGUCAAAUCACAGAGUUGCCAUCCUUCCUGUCUGUAGUGAGUCCAAGGGUAACAGCUGUGCCACUAGACUUUUACUGCAAUGAUCAAAGUGCAGAGCAUGAGCGAAAAGCACUUAAAGAAGGAGGAAAUGUUGAAGCAAAGCAGUGUGUAUUACAUGGUGCACCAGAACUUGCAGUUGGCUGGCUGAGAAGAUGCUCUCAUUUGUUUCCUGAGCAUCCAGGAGGACUGCUGGGAAUCAGACCUCCAAAUGGCUGGUCUUUCAUCAGGAUACCAGACAAAGAAAGUCUCAUCACAGAUAGUGGAAAGCUUUAUGCCCUAGAUGUUCUGUUGACAAGAUUGAAAUCUCAAGGACACAGAGUCCUUAUCUACUCUCAGAUGACACGGAUGAUUGACUUGUUGGAGGAAUAUAUGGUUUACAGGAAGCAUACUUAUAUGAGGCUGGAUGGUUCAUCAAAAAUUUCUGAAAGAAGGGAUAUGGUAGCUGACUUUCAGAACAGGAAUGAUAUCUUUGUCUUCUUGUUAAGCACAAGAGCGGGUGGAUUGGGCAUUAAUCUUACAGCUGCUGAUACAGUAAUUUUCUACGAUAGUGACUGGAAUCCAACAGUGGAUCAGCAGGCCAUGGACAGAGCACACAGGCUGGGUCAGACAAAACAAGUGACUGUAUACCGACUGAUCUGUAAAGGCACCAUUGAGGAACGCAUUUUGCAGCGGGCUAAGGAGAAAAGUGAGAUCCAAAGGAUGGUGAUUUCUGGUGGCAAUUUCAAACCGGACACCUUGAAGCCCAAGGAAGUGGUUAGUCUGCUUCUGGAUGAUGAAGAACUUGAGAAAAAAUUGCGUCAGCGUCAGGAGGAGAAACGGCAGCAGGAGGAGACAAAUCGUGUGAAAGAACGUAAACGAAAAAGGGAGAAGUAUGCUGAAAAGAAAAAGAAGGAAGAUGAAUUAGAUGGAAGGAAAAGGAAAGAAGGCACGAAUCUGGUGAUCCCUUUCCUUCCAUCUGCAGAUAACUCCAACCUCUCUGCAGAUGGUGAUGAAUCAUUUGUCAGUGUAGAUUCUGCCAUGCCUAGCCCUUUUAGUGAGAUUUCCAUCAACAGUGAGUUGCACAUGGGAUCCAUUCCACCUGAUGAAAGCAGCAAUGACAUGCUGGUGAUUGUAGAUGAUCCAGCAUCUUCAGCACCUCAAUCAAGAGCUACCAAUUCCCCCGCUUCCAUCACAGGCUCAGUGUCUGACAACAUGAAUGGAAUUUCAAUACAAGAUAUGCCUGUCACAGCACGAGGUCAUUCAGGUAGAAGCCGAGGUCGGCCCAAAGGUUCAAACGGUGCAUCAAAAAGCACAGGGAAGGGUCGGAGCCGAAAAUCUACAGCAGGAAGUGCAGCUGCCAUGGCAGGUGCUAAAGCAGGAGCAGCCGCCGCCUCUGCAGCAGCAUAUGCAGCAUAUGGAUACAAUGUGUCCAAAGGUAUGUCUUCAGGCAGCCCUCUCCAGACUCCAGUUAUUCGGCAUGCUGGACUUACAGAUUUUGUACCAUCAAGCACCUCUUCUCCCUUGAGCAAAGGAAACAGUGUUUGUGGUUCCUCAAAAACCUUAAACCUGACAAGUUCUUUGGUGCCAGAAGCCCCAAUUCGAAAACAAUAUAAAGGAGCCCACACCUCAGGUGGGCGAUAGUAAUUCUGAAUCCCUGGAACCUGUGUGUGUUCAUAUCAGCUUCCUGAGCAGCCUACACUUACCAGCACAAGGAUAUACAGAUGAUGCCUUGUUUCCAUCCCUUAUGUGGGUGUGAAGAGAAGCUUUUCUGCACUACUGAGGCAAGAGGUGUCUUGUGUGCACUUUCAUGCAUAGCCCAGAUUUACUACCUUUGCAGAUUUGUGAGGAGAAGCAACAGAGAUCUGGGAUGCAUGAACUUAACUUUUGCAUUGAGUUUUUUCUGGCAUCCUACAAAUCAUGCAGGAAGAAGAUCCAGCGUCUGUGUAAGAUUGGCUACAAGAUCUCCUUUUGUUCAUACCUGCACCAGCACCCACUCUCUUUGACUUUUCAGGUUUCGUGUGGAAUUCAAUUCCAUGCUUAUAAUGAGAUCAGCAUCUUACCUUUGUAGGUCCCCAGCAGAUUUGGAGGAGCCUUUUGGUCAGUGCCCCUUUUUGAGGGAGCUGUGGAAACAUAACUUGUUGGUUCUAAUAUGUAUGAAUGGUGGGAUACCAUGAAGAAUAGAUUUAAGGGGAAAGAGAGAGGAGUCUUGCACUGUGCCCUAGGAAGACUUGUUGUUACUAUCAUGCUUCUGAACUACCAAAGUACUGCUUGUUUGGUUGGUUAAACAAAAGUAGGACAGAUCUGGGCUUUCAGAAUUGCAUUGCUAUCUCUGCAUCAUUGUAUGAAAGUUUAACAUCACAGUACCAAGUUCUGUUGCAUUUACUAUCAUAGCACUGGGUUUUAAGUAUACUUUUUCCAUUUGACUUACAUGGAAAUGUUAAGGCAUUUAAAAUAGAGCCAUUUUGUAUGUGAUCUUUCAACAAGAUAGAGUACUGAAAGGGGGAGAAUGUCACCGCUUUUCUUCUCAUUGUGCCAUAGAAGAGCUUUCUGGUAAUGUUUUAGGUUCCACAGUUUGCCAUGUUGCAAAAGAUGAACAAUGGAAAAUGUACUAACCCUACUUUCAUAGAACCCAUAGCUAAGGAUUAUCUUUUAUUCCAAGCCAUCCACUCACCAUAUGCUCUUUAGCAAGUCUCAAUUGGCACCUGGGUCCAUAUCUAGCAGGUUAGACUUGCUGCGCUGUGAUGAUCUGGCACUGUAGCACUGUUCUCUGAAUCUCAUUAAAGUUGUCUAAGAGCAGCAAGAUCAUUAGUGCAACUCUUUGUCCUGAUACUCCAUUCUGAAUGCACAAGAACCCUCUGCUUUAGCAUGAUAUAUAUCAAUACUGUCUGCAUUGCACUGAGAUGAAGGAGGAAGGCAGUUCUGCUUUCACGUUAACAUUGAUAUUUUUUCUGGGCAUUCUCAUCUUUCAAGGGAGAACCAGGUGUCGAGGUGAAAAUCUUAGCUAAGGCAGCAAAGGAUUUUUCAGUCUCACGCACCUUUCCUGGCAUCCCACAGUGUAGAGCAAGUGCUUCCUGUUGACUCUGCCUCUAAUUUGCACACCUAAAAAUAGCAGAAAAGAGUUCAGUUAAGAUUGAUUAAAAAAAAAAACAAAUUUGGAGGGAAUAAUUGGGUGGAGAGGGGAUAUUUAAUUUAAAUCAUGAAGAGUUUACCCCAUCUCCCUCAGAUUCUACAUGUGUAUAUAUACAGUGUUUAGAGGGAAUCAGAAAAAAAAUGCCAAGCUUUUUUUUUCCUCUUUGAAUGUGCUGUCUAUUUUUAUAACUGAACUUGUACAUAUGUAUAAAAAGAGACACAUCUUUCUUUUACUAACUGGAGAAAUGAAUCUUAAAUAAAAUGGAGUGAGAUAAUUUUAUGUAAA